UCCCUCCCCCUCCCCUCCCCUCCCCUGCUGGGCUGGCGGCGGCGGCGGCGAUUUUCAUGCUUUUUGCGGCAGCCGCAAGUGAGGACGAUCUACAGUUCACAUUGGGAACCAACGAAGGGCAGCCGGGCCAUUCUGCUUAAACCAAUGCUAGAUUUAGAAGUGCUUCCCGAAAGAUCUCUUGGGAAUGAACAAUGGGAAUUCACCCUUGGAAUGCCGUUGGCUCAGGCUGUAGCAAUUGUUCAGAAACACUGCCGUAUCAUAAAAAAUAUCCAAGUUCUCUACAGUGAACAAUCUCCUCUCAGCCAUGACCUCAUCCUUAACCUGACUCAGGACGGAAUCAAACUGCUAUUUGAUGCUUUCAAUCAAAGACUGAAGGUGAUUGAAGUUUAUGACUUGACUAAAGUGAAAUUAAAGUACUGUGGUGUUCAUUUUAACUCUCACGCUAUUCCUCCUACCAUUGAACAAAUUGAUCAGUCUUUUGGAGCCACCCAUCCAGGAGUUUACAACUCUGCCGAGCAACUUUUCCAUCUCAACUUCAGGGGCCUGUCCUUUUCCUUUCAGUUGGACUCAUGGACUGAAACUCCAAAGUAUGAGCCAAACUUUGCCCACGGCUUAGCCUCUCUGCAAAUCCCACACGGUGCAACUGUGAAACGCAUGUACAUCUACAGUGGAAACAGUUUACAGGAUACGAAGGCACCUAUGAUGCCACUCAGCUGUUUCCUCGGAAAUGUGUAUGCAGAAUACGUUGAUGUUCUCCGAGAUGCAGCUGGACCCUCAGGUUUACGACUGCGAUUGCUCACUGCAGGUUGCAGUCCUGGUGUGUUAGCCGAUGCCAAAAUACGGGUAUCUGAGCGUUGUGUGUAUUUCGGUGAUUCGUGCCAAGAUGUUCUGAGCACUUUGGGGUCCCCUCACAAGGUUUUCUACAAAUCCGAAGAUAAGAUGAAAAUCCAUUCACCUUCGCCUCACAAGCAAGUCCCUUCAAAGUGCAACGAUUUUUUCUUCAACUACUUCACGCUUGGAGUGGAUAUCCUUUUUGAUGCAAAUACUCAUAGAGUAAAAAAAUUUGUUUUGCAUACCAAUUAUCCUGGUCAUUAUAACUUUAACAUUUAUCACCGUUGUGAAUUCAAGAUCCCACUCGUUAUUAAACGAGAAAGCACCGAGUCACAGACGGAAACCUGCACAACAUAUAGCAAGUGGGAUAAUAUUCAAGAGCUUCUUGGACAUCCUGUGGAAAAACCUGUAGUUCUUCAUAGGUCAUCCUCUCCGAACAACACAAAUCCAUUUGGGUCAACCUUUUGUUUCGGAUUACAACGGAUGAUCUUUGAGGUGAUGCAGAAUAACCACAUCGCGUCCGUCACGCUCUACGGCCCAGCCCGACCCACCAUCCAGACCAAGAUCUUGGACCUUCCCCAGUGAGCAAUACCCGAUUGAACAUAACGCUACACAAUUUAGCUCAGCGUGCCUUGAGUUGCUGCCGCUUUAUCAUACAGAAAAGCAGGAAAUGGUGGAGAGCAUGUGUGAGUGUGUGUGUUUAUGGUUGUGACGUGUAGAGAGAGAGAGAGUGUGUGUGUGUACAAGAAAGCUUGGCCCUCGCCGUCUGUGGAUGGCACAGGCUGGAAAUCCUCUGGAGCUGAACCUUGCAGGACUUGGAGCCAGUGGCAGAGGCACACACACACAUACACACACACACACACACACAAACUAGCCGGCAGUACCAUUAAUCCUCUCUUCUCGCUUGGCCCUUGGAAGAUAUGAUAUAAAUGCAAAAAGUUUGGCUUUGUAGAGCUGGACACAGGAUGAGCUUUCAAAAAGAGCUCAGCCAGGAACUGCACAUCUUAGAAGCACAAGUUUCUCAUUCUUGAGAAAGCAGGUCUCUUUAUAUAUACAUAUAUAGAUAUAUAUAGACAUAUAUACAUAUACGUAUACAUAUAUACAUAUAUAUAUAUAUAUGUACAUAUGUAUGUAUGUAUGUGUGUAUACGUAUUUUUCCUCUUUCUUUCCCAUCUGUGUUUGCGUUCCAUGUAUUGAGAGUCACGUUUCUGUGUUUUAUUUUGCUUCUGGAAGUAAAAAAAAAAAGGAAUAAGACAAGGAUAUAGAUGGAUACAGACUCACACAGAGCUCAUGUAUAGGUGUAUAUAUAAAAUUAAGUACAUGGGUUUUUCGGUACCUUGGGAUAUCCCACCAGGCUCAACAUGUCCAUAAUUUCAGACAUCUGAUUUUGAAGACAAGGCGCAAAGCAACCUAAAGACUCAGUGGUCAUAUAUAUGUGUGUAUAUAUAUAUAUAUAUUUGCACUACAUACACUUUAAUUACUUGAUAAGACCUUUUGAAUUUUACGGAGUGCUAGGCGUGAGUGGGCUUUUGUUUUUGCCACCCCAAAAACAGUGUUGGGGGGAAAUACCCGAUGCAAUUUUUCUGCACUAACGUUUACUUGAUGCAAACGAAACAAUUUUGUCUCCUGCCAUGUUCGGUGAACUAAACGCCAGUUUCUUCCGGGGGUUAGAGAAGAAGGAACAAAAACUCGAGUUAGAUGAUUCCUACGAAUUAUGAUGCUUUUUAGGAAGAGUUUGGAUAUGUCAUAUUUUUUUCCCUUUGUAUGCAGAACAGAUAACUUAAUAUGCAUUCUCGGGAAGAGUGAGGUGGCUAUCUUAACUGUCUGGAGGGGGACAUGGAUCUGAUUUAGACCCUCUUGAGUUCCUCUUCCUUGUCCUGUAAACGAGGUUAGCGGGAAGUAGGGGGGGGAUUGGGAUGGUUUGAACCAGCUUCCUUUUUUUCCUCACAUAUAUCCUGCUGAGAUGAAAUGGAAAACAUGUCGCCUUAAGGAAUUUCCCCCCCAGAACUUUUCGAAGAGCAUCAACCCUGGAGGAGAAAAUUCUGGGUUGUCUUAUUUGGAGCACAGCAGGACGAGGACUGCCUCUCUCUCUCUCUCUCUCUCUCUCUUUUUAAUUUAAUGCCAAAAUUUUAGCCAAAGAGAUCCUUAAUCUAGUUUCAACAUUUCUACGUGUAUAGCUAGAAAUAGAUAGGAACAGAGAUAAGUGUUGGGCAGGUCCACCUCCUCUAUCUGUAGCAGGGGAAAACAAACCUAAUAAUAAUUCAGUGACUUCUAGUUAAAGAAAAGUUAUUUAAAAGCUUAUUUCAAGAAGAUUUUAAGGGACGCUUGUGAUUCUUUUGCUGCUUUUUAUCUAAAAGAAAAAAGUAAAUAAUAAAUGGUCUCGCUUUUCUUUUCAAUCGUAACCCUUUUUACAACAGCGGAGAGAAUUUAAAAAAAAAAAAAGGACUGCCUAGAGAGAAGUUUAUAAUUUUAUCCCAUUUUUUAAUAUUUUGGUGUAGCAACUUGUGAUAUAAAUUAUAGAUGAUUUUUGUGAGUUUUAAAACUGUGUGUAAAUACAGAUUUUUGUAAAUACCAAAAACAAAAAAACAUUUUGUAAUUUUAAUUCUGUGUACAGCUAAAGCACGUGUAUAAAUUUAUCCACAAAUGAGGAAUAGGGAAUUUCAGAGUGUUAAAAAGUUACAAAUCCUGGACCGGUAGCAGGAUAAAUGUUGUGUGAACUUGC
This is a messenger RNA of Ahaetulla prasina, 3553 nucleotides long. It is a transcript of the gene PHAF1, whose product is annotated as phagosome assembly factor 1. The record is from RefSeq and is a predicted model, not a curated record. Gene Ontology annotation, cellular component: trans-Golgi network; dendrite; synaptic vesicle membrane. The coding region runs from base 145 to 1416 and encodes 423 amino acids. The transcript is spliced from 17 exons. Lineage: Eukaryota; Metazoa; Chordata; Lepidosauria; Squamata; Colubridae. Gene Ontology annotation, biological process: Golgi to plasma membrane protein transport.